Messenger RNA from Fusarium vanettenii 77-13-4, 2755 nucleotides. RefSeq lists its product as uncharacterized. The record is from RefSeq and is a predicted model, not a curated record. Gene Ontology annotation, biological process: regulation of DNA-templated transcription. Gene Ontology annotation, molecular function: zinc ion binding; DNA-binding transcription factor activity, RNA polymerase II-specific. Lineage: Eukaryota; Fungi; Ascomycota; Sordariomycetes; Hypocreales; Nectriaceae. The transcript has 4 exons. Bases 117 to 2510 code for a protein of 797 amino acids.
AGAUAAUAUCAUAUCGCGUGCUUUUAUUGGCUGAUGCCCCCUUCUCUUCCUUGUCUUGUCCUCUAUCCAUCGACAUAUAUAUCCUGUCGCGAGUCGUCGCGCUCACGUAACGCGUCAUGAAGCGUCAGACAAAGCUCGCAUGCGACCAGUGCAGGAGGUCUAAAAGGGCCUGCGACGCCCCUCCUCUUGAGCUCCCGGAUCACGACAGCUUCUCUAACGGGACCAUCGUCCUGGGCAAGAGGCCUGCCUCGGAGACUGAGCUUCAGCCUUGCUCGUACUGUACAAAGACCAAGAAGCAAUGCACCAUGAACUGGGCCUGGUCCCAGGUCCAGAUCACCGCCGCCCUGGCUGCCGCCGCCCGUGAGGACUCGAGCUUGGAGUGCAUCAUACCGGGGAAGCGGAGGCAGAGCAGCAGCAAGGAUGUCGAGGUUCACCCUGCGAUAACAGAUACUGCCAGCUUCAGCAUUCCCGCUUGUCAACCGGGGCCGUCUCAGGGCCCACCGCAGGGUCUGUUCAGUCAGGAACUGCCGAACCUCGAUCUAUCGUUCCCCGAAGGGUCUCUCGGUGCCCUGCCGUUUGUCAUCAUUUAUCCGUUGGGCCGGAGAGCAUCUGUUCGCAAGCGCCACCUGAAGUCCAAUUCGACGAUUCCCUCUCAGCCUCGCACCAAAUUGAACCGAUUCCUCCUCCCAGUCGCUCUUCUCGCUCCGGAUCAAGUCGACCUGGAAGUGACAAGAGUCGGCAAAGGCAAAAACGCCACCGCCUCUCUAUCCCCCUUCUCUAUAGACCAGUCAAUGAUGGCGCGGUCCAACACUCAGUUCAUCUCUACCAACCUGUUGAAGAUCUAUCACGACGUGUUGGAGCACAACCUUAGCUGCUGGCUGACAGAAGUGACGUGUCCAUAUAGACCCGGCUCCAACACGAGCCCUCAUUCUGAAUGGGGUGCUUCAUGGACGAAUCGCAUCUACAUCCGAACACAGAGACUUGACCGAGUGGCCCAGUCUGCUAAGCUGAUACAGUUGACCCGAUCCGAGGACCAAGCGGCCACGAGGGCCCUCCACCUUGCCAUCAUGGCCUUUGCGACCCAGUGGGCUCAAGGUAGUCGUCGUCAACGAGAGCGCUAUCAUCCCUUUGGCGAUCCAUUCGAGGAUGGCGGACCAGAAGACUUUCUCGACGAGAUCUCGGAAGAGUUUGAUCGGAAUAUCCAGAAGCACUUUUGGGAGCAGGCACAAAAGGCUCUGCAGGAUGUCGCUGACGUCGAGUCAUACCGAGUAGCCUGUGCUGAACUGGUCUUUGGUCUGACGCAGAAACCAUGGGGUCGCGAUGACGAUUCGACCUCUGCGACUGAUGGGUUCGACUUUUUGCUUGGUCAAGAGAGGAGGUUCGAUGCGGACUCGAUGAUGGCUGAGCUGGGCGACAUCAUUUCCCGAGAUGGUGCACCGGUCAUGAUGGAACGAGCAGCUCGAAAGAUGCAUGCGUUAAAGUUCCAGUUUGACUCUACGAGGAGAGGCCUGGAUGGGUUCCGUCGUGGGAAGCAAGCUAGUGACUCUCUUUCUGUCAUGAGCCCAGAAGAUCGAGGGACUGUUGGCCUGUUGUUUUGGUUAAGUAUAAUGUUUGACACGGUGUCAUCGUCGAUGAACGAGCGGCCGGUUGUCGUUUCUGACGCUGAGAGUCAACAUGACGAUGCUCGGCAACAUGCUGAAGGACUAGAUGGACAGUGGAAUGUCCCUCUGUUUAUCCAGGACAGUCUUGAGCAGCCAUAUCGCAUGGUUCACUGGCCAUGCACAUACGAAGCUGCCGCAGAAGCUGUCACAAAGUCGGCGCCUGUCAAGGUCCUACUCUAUCGACACGUCUCGUAUCUGCAAAACAUUCUCCGAAAGGGAGGCAGGGGAGAAAAGGUCGAGUCGAUCAUCCGCAACUCGAUAUCCGUCUUCAGGUACUGGAACCUCACACACGGGGCCUUCUUCAAGGAGCUACUCCACGACUACGAAGCUGUACCAGGACGUAUCCAGAGUUGGUUUGUCUGCAUAUCAUGUCACUGGCAUUUGGCUGCUCUUAUGCUAGCGGACCUGAUCGAGUACGUGGAUGAGAAUGAGCUGGGCGUUGCUUCUGUAUCUUAUGGCCGUCUUGGAAGCAAGAUGGUUUCAAAGAUACGAGAAGCCAGCACAAGAGAGCUAUCAGACCUAGCAAAAGUCUCAACCCCAGACAGAGGCACAACAGGAAUGAUAUCACCCUCGCUGUCACACUUCCACGACGCCGUAAACGAAGCCACCAUCCUCACCGAACCAUGGACCAUCAUCCUCAUCCGCGCCUUCUCCAAGGCAGCAGUCCUCCUCAUCAGCGAAGCCAACGACUUUCUCGAGUUUGGACUCACGACGAGGGGGAGCUUCCAGGAGAGUCUAGCGAGAGCGGAUGAGUGCACAAAGGGGUUGUGGCUGCUGGGUAAGAAGUCUGAUAUGGCGAGGAGCGUGGCGGAUAGGUUGUCUUUGGCGAUUCAGAAGCUAAAGGUGUAAUUCUAUUGGAGUUUGGGAUUGUAAUAUGAUCAAGGCAAUAAUGAUCUUUGUUUUGCAUGGGCGGUUGGGGUUCUUGAUGUGGUGUUAGCUAAAUCAAGACUGGUUGUUGUUUGGGUCAUUUGGAGUUGUUGGAUUUUUGAAGCGAAUUUGAUGUUAUAUUACAAAGACCUGGGGGCCUCAGAUACGAAUGCUUGACUCCUACUAAGACUGUCUUCUAAAAACAACAAUUAAUCAUUUACUGCGAA